GCGAGGGGCGGCGUGCGGUGUGUGCGAGGGGGGCUGUGAGAGCAGGUGGGUGUGAAAGGGGCCGUGUGUGUGCAGGUGAGUGUGCAAGGGGUGCUGUGAGAGCAGGUGGGUGUGAAAGGGGCCGUAUGCGUGCAGGGGCACGUGUGAGCGGUGAUGCGUGUGCAGGCGAGAGUGUGAGGGGCAAUGUGUGUGCGUGCAGGUGAGCGUUUGAGGGCUGGUGCGGUGGGUAGGUGUGUGUGCAGGGCUUGGUCCAUGUACAGGUGUGAGGGCAGGAUUUGGUCCACGGGCAGGUGUGUGUGCAGGGGCUGGUCCGUGUUCAGGUGUUUGUCAGGGGUUGGUCCUUGGGCAGGAUUUGGCUCAUGGGUGGGUGAAUGUGCAGGGGCUGAUCCACGUUCAGGUGUGUGUGCAGGGGUUGGUCCGUGUUCAGGGUCCGGUCCAUGCUCAGGUGUGUGUGCAGCAGUUGGUACAUGGGCAGGAUUUGGUCCACGGGCACGUGUGUGUGCAGGGGUUGGUCCCGGUGCAAGGUUGGUCCGUGUGCAGGGGUUGGCCCAUGUUCUGGUGUGUAUUCAGGGCUUGGUCUGUGGGCAAGUGAACAUGCAGGGAUUGGUUCAUGUGUAAGUGUGUGUGCAGGGCUUGGUCUGUGGGCAGGUGAACAUGCAGGGAUUGGUUCAUGUGUAGGUGUGUGUGCAGGGCUUGGCCCAUGUGCAGGGACUGCUCCGUGUGAGGCACAGCGGGCAGGUGUCCCCAGCCCUGUGCCCAGCCCCUGUGCCCCCACAGCCGCCAUGGAGGUGAGCCACUCGGUGAAGGAGCGCACCAUCGCCGAGAACAGCCUGGUGAUCCUGCUGCAGGGCCUGCGCGGCCGCGUCACCACCGUGGAGCUGCGCGACGAGAGCGCGGCCGCGGGGCGCGUCACCAGCGUGGACGCCUUCAUGAACGUGCGCCUGGCCGAGGUGACCUUCACGGACCGGCAGGGCGCCGUGUCCCGCCUGGACGAGCUCUUUGUGACCGGCAGGAACAUCCGCUACGUGCACAUCCCCGACGAGGUGGACAUCCGCGCCACCAUCGAGGAGCAGCUGCAGGCCAUCCACAGGGUGCGCUACUUCGGGGCCCGCGACAAGGGACGCCGGGAGUUCCUGCCUGCCAAGCACAAGUGAGGGCCUGGCACUGCCCACGGCAGCCAGGAUGGGCCUGGGUGGAUGUGACCCUUUGGUGGACUGCCAGCUCUCUCUGUCCCGCCCAGUGAUGUUCCCCAAGAGACAUUUUCCUCCAAGGACUUGAGGUUCUGCUGUUCUCUCCACCUGCAGAGGAGCAGGACUGGUUUUUGUAGUGAAUAACACCAUUUAAAGGCUC
Melospiza georgiana is the source of this 1350-nucleotide messenger RNA. It is a transcript of the gene LSM10, whose product is annotated as LSM10, U7 small nuclear RNA associated. The record is from RefSeq and is a predicted model, not a curated record. Gene Ontology annotation, molecular function: histone pre-mRNA DCP binding; U7 snRNA binding. Gene Ontology annotation, biological process: mRNA 3'-end processing by stem-loop binding and cleavage. The transcript is spliced from 2 exons. NCBI's taxonomy places the organism in Eukaryota, Metazoa, Chordata, Aves, Passeriformes, Passerellidae. The coding region runs from base 438 to 1154 and encodes 238 amino acids. Gene Ontology annotation, cellular component: nuclear body; cytoplasmic U snRNP body.